AUUAUAUUUAUAUUAAAAAAGCAGAGGUAUGAGGAUCAGAGCGAGAGGAGCAGCGACAAGGGAAGCCAACGGCACCAGACAGCGGCAGGGGAACAGGCGGUGGAUUCCGGGAUUAGAUCACAGGCUUAUAAAACAGACUAAGACAUUUUUCUUUUACAAUUUUCCAGAAAAUUGUGAGGAGAAAGAGUUAUGGUUCAGCUUUCAGAGAUGUGGAAAAGUGCUAGAUGUGUAUGUACCAAAGAAGCGUGACAAGUGGGGGAAGAGAUUUGGCUUUCUACGCAUGUUAGGGGUGCAGAACGAUAAUCAGAUGGUGAGGAGACUUAAUGAUAUCUGGUUUGGUUCUUACAAAUUGCGAGUGAAGAUAGCAGAGGAACGAAGUAACGUAAAUGUUAAAGAUAAAGUUAUGGGAGACAGAAAACAGCAUAGAGAAGAUAGGAGGGUACAACCAGGACAGUCAUAUGCUCAAGUGGUGAAGGGAAAGACUCAGAGUUUCCAAUGCUUGCCGGACCGUACAGGAUCGCUGGAAGGGGAAGACAGGGGCAUCAUCCAAAUGGAAAAAGAAUCAGGUUUAGCGAGGCAUCAAAACAGGAAGGAGGAAGUGGCAUCAUGUGACACACUAGCUGGUAAAAAAUGUAUGACGGAGAAUAGAAUGGGGGAACCUCAAAAAGAAAUAAUGGAAUUCACACCGGAGCAGGAAGAGAACCAGUGGCUUGAAGGGGGCUUAGUGGCGGUCGUGAAAUCACUAUCAAUAGUAAAAGAUGUGCAGCAGAGAAUUGAUGUAGAUGGUGGGUUGAUCACGAUCUCACCAUUAGGGGGAAGGAGGGUAUUAUUAUCUGAACAUGAACCGGGUUCUUUGCUUGAAUUUAUGAACCAUAAUAAGGAAUUAUGUGCCUUGUGGUUUGAAGAUAUACAAUCAUGGGAUAAGCAAGUGCAGGAUAGAAGCAGAAUGGCAUGGCUACGCAUUAACGGUAUCCCUUUGAAGGCCUGGAGCGAUAGAUGUUUCAAGAUGAUCGGAGAAUCAGUGGGAGAGGUGGUGAAGAUUCAUGAGGAUACAUCAUCAAAAUCAAUUCUUUGUGAUGGGAGAAUUUUAGUCAUAUGUCUUGCGGAGCAGAAGAUCUCUAAACAGAUUGCUCUGAAAGUAGAAGGAAAAUGGUAUGAGAUACAAGUGGUGGAGGAAGAAUGGCGCUCCGACCCAGAUUGGUGGCUGUCGGACGUUGACCGGCGGAGUAUGUCAGUAACGGAUUCGGAGUUUUCCUCAGAGCAGAGUGAUGAGAAAGAUCAGGAAUGGAUCAAUCUCGAUAUUUGCGGCGAAGAAGACGUUAGCAUUGAUGAAGAGCAAUUAAUGAAGGAAAAUCUCUGCAUUGCAAAUUCAAAUUUGAAAAAUACAGUGGAAGAAAUGGAAAGUGAGCAUACAGAGGUUAAUAAUCAAGGAGGAAAGACAAGAAAUGGAAAGAAAGGGCCCAUUGUGGCUUUAGAAAAGGUUAAUUCUACAAUCCGUGAACUGGAAUGUAAGGAAACAGGGGGCAGACGGCAAAGACGGGUAGAAGACUACUAUCCAGAAAAGGGCACGAAGCUUCGGACAACAAAGUCGCAGGGGGCAAAAUCGAGUACAAAGCAGCAACAGAGAGGGAGAGCAGAUCCGAUACUGGGUGCGGAGAGCCAGGUAAAUAUGCUUGGUAGCUGUUCUAUUUCUGAUGGAUGUAUAGAAUAUAGAAACAACUUAAUCCGAAAGGAGCUGACAUUACAUGAGGGUGGAAGCAGGGGAACAAAAGGGGAAGCGGGAUUAAUGGGUAGGAGGAAGGAAGUAGGUAAAUUGGUGAGAGUGGAACAACCGGACUUUCUAUUGCUGCAAGAAACUAAGUUAGAAAAGGUGGAGGACAAUUUGUGUAGGAUGAUGUGGGAUUCGAGAGAAUUUGGAUGGGUAAUGAAGGAAUCAAUAGGAGCUUCAGGAGGAUUAUUGUGUUUCUGGAAUAAGGCGAAUUUCAUUAAGACAGGAAACUCCACGGGAGAUGGGUAUUUGAGAAUAUCAGGGGAGUGGGGAAUACAUAAGAUGAAGUAUAAUCUAGUGAAUGUUUACGGUCCAAAUGAUAGACAGAAACGGUUAAAGAUAUGGGAUGAGUUAAGGACCAUGAUUACAGAAGAGGGAGGACGGUGGCUGAUUGCGGGAGAUUUCAAUGCUGUUAGAUGCCUUGAGGAAAGAAGGGGAAGAACAGGGGAGACCCCAGAUAUGAAGGAUUUUGAUGGAUUUAUUCAAUCAGCAGGAUUAAUAGAUAUUAAUAUGGCUAAUAGGCGUUUCACAUGGUAUAAAUCGGAUGGCACAGCCAUGAGCAGACUGGAUAGAGUGUUGAUGAAUGCAGAGAUGUACAGUAUGAGUGCAGAGUGGGUGCAACAAGGCUUGAAAAGAAAUAUUUCUGAUCACUGUGCGAUUGUGUUGAAAACAAGAAUAGUGGAUUGGGGACCAAGGCCAUUUCGAGUUCUGGAUGCUUGGCAACUACAUCCGAAUUUUAAGAAGAUUAUCAAGGAGAAGUGGAGCGCAAUGGAGGUCGAUGGAUUUGCAGGGUAUAAAUGUAAACAGAAACUAAAGAAGCUGAAAGAGUUUUUAAAGGGUUGGAACCGAGAUGUGUUUGGGGAUAUGGAAGCUCAAUACGAUCAGGCGGUUAAAAAGGUUGAGCAUGUUGAUUUGAAAAAUGAAGAUUUUGUUUUGGAUGAAUUUGAGAUUCUUCAUAGACAAGAAGGAUUUCAAAAUAUGUGGGAUAUUUUGAGGAAGAGAGAAGUGAUUUGGAGACAGAAGUCAAGAAGCAAUUGGGUAUGUGAGGGAGAUGCAAACACGCGAUUCUUUCAUAGAAUAGCAAAUGGGAGAAAGGCCCAAAAUCUUAUCUCAGGCCUAUGGUGUGAUGGUGUUUGGGUGGAAGAUCCAAUACAAGUUAAGAAGGAGGUGGUUAAUUAUUUUAGCAAACUUUAUCAAGGAGAUUUGUGGAAUAGACCAAAGCCUCAAGGGAUUAACUUCAAGCAGAUUUCUACAGAGGACAAACAGUGGCUUGAACGACCAUUCUCCAUCGAGGAAAUUGAAGAAGGAUUGCGAAGCUGUGAAGGUUCUAAAGCUCCGGGCCCAGACGGGUACAAUUUUUCUUUUCUCAAGUUCGCAUGGAAUAGUUUAAAGGAGAAUUUUAUGAGCUUCUUUAAAGAUUUUCAUAGGAAUGGUAGAUUGGUUAGUGGUUUGAACUCAUCUUUUCUAACUUUAAUUCCUAAAAAGCUUAACACUGGGAAUUUAAAGGAUUAUAGACCUAUUAGCUUGAUCGGAUGUAUGUAUAAGCUGUUAUCAAAGGUGUUGGCUAAUAGACUUAAAGCUGUUCUGCCGGCGAUUAUCAGUGAAACUCAAUCAGCUUUCUUGGGAGGACGUCAAUUAGUUGAUGGCGUAUUGGUGUUGAACGAGGUGGUGGAGGAAGUUAAGAGAAGGAAAUAGUCGACAUUUAUCUUUAAGGCUGAUUUUGCAAAGGCAUAUGAUUGCGUGGAUUGGACAUUCUUGGAAUGGAUGAUGGACAGAUUGGGGUUUGGAAUCAAGUGGAGAGGUUGGA
Molecule: messenger RNA, 3575 nt
Organism: Rubroshorea leprosula
Lineage: Eukaryota; Viridiplantae; Streptophyta; Magnoliopsida; Malvales; Dipterocarpaceae
Source: the annotation of a GenBank genome assembly